AGCAUUUAUUUUCAUAGUGAACAUUCUGUUACAUUCAUUGCAGUGCUAACUCUUAGAGCAUGAUAUCACGUAGUUCGCCUUCAGAUGCAUAUUUAAAACCUUUUUACAGGAUUCUUGUUUUGAAACAAAUCACCUCAAUUACCUGAGUCAGCUACAGCUGAUAAAAUCUGCUAGCAACAUUUAUUAAUUCAGUGGACAAAAAUCCAUGGUCAUCAGCUAAAUGAAAAGCUGCUUUUGUCCACUUCUGUGUGAAAUUGAAGACCCAUUGUUACAAAACUAACUAAGAAUCCAGAUUGAUAAAUCUGCCACUGUUAUUGUAAACUGCAUGUGCUGUGCUAGAAGGAAGUUUUGACAGACAUAGCAACAGUAACUAGGGGGGAAAGACAACAGGCAGCAAUAGUUCCAUCAUACAUGUAUGAUGUCAUAACAUCAAAGGAACAGAUUCAUUACACGUGUAUGAUGUCAUCACCAGGUUACUUGCAAAUAUCAAGGGGAUAGCUCCAUUUCAUGUGUAUGAUCUUGUCAGUACAUCCGUGUAUACGGCAGCUGUGAUUAGAGUUCUGUCAAUUGAGACAUUUCAUUUCAGUAGGAAAUCCACAACUGUGAAACAGACUGCAAUGGCUUCAAGACUACAUUCAGCAGUCCUGGGAUCUUACAACUGGACCCGGGACCUGAUUUCCAACAUUUACAGUGGGACAGAAAGGAUGAACCUGGUGGAACAGGUUGAAGAGCUAAAGACUCAGCUCCAAAUGGCAAAUGAACACAAUAUCUCUCAGGAGAAGAAGGUUACUGACCUCUGCACCAGCCUGGCCUCAGAAGUGGAAGAAAACAAGACUCUCUGGGACCAGAUUGAGUAUUUAACCAAUGAACUCCAUAAAGAGAGAGACUGGAGACAGCAGCAGACUAGACUAUGCCAGACAGAGAGGGCCAAAGCUGGCCAGGAGUACACCCAGAAGAUCCAGCUCACAAAAAAACUGGAGGAAUCUGAAAAAGAGUUGGCCCAGCAGAAGAGCAAGGAAGCACUGUUGGUGCUUAAAGAGAAGCAGCUGAGGGCAGAGUUUGACACGCUCACUGCUUCCUACAAUAAGCUCUGUGAGGACUAUUCUGAUGUCUACAAUACAUUCAGCUACUUCACAGCAGAAAAAGAAAAAAGUGACUUGCUUCAGCAGCACCUUGAGGCACAGAUUGCUGACAAUGCAAACAAAGCAUCAGAAUACAAGACGCAGUUUCAGAGGAUGAAGUUAAAGCAGAAAGCUCUGUAUCUUAAAAUGGAGCACGUGACAACAGUUGCUGCUGAGAAGGAGAGGAGCCUUUGUGAGGAGUUGGAGGACCUGAAAAUUCAACUCCACCAAGAGACCUCAACAAACCUUGAGCAAAAACAGAUCAUCCUAAUCAUUAAAGACAUGAAGGACAGGACAAGUGAGCAGAGGGAGAAAUCCCCUGCUGUUUCACAGGACACAGUGGAAGAGGAGUCCACCACUGUGGUACGGGACUCCGAACUUGUGGACGAGGAGUCCACCGCUGCGGUGCGGGACUCCGAACUUGUGGACGAGGAGUCCACCGCUGCAAUACGGGACUCCGAACUUGUGGAAGAGGAGUCCACCGCUGCGGUAUGGGACUCCGAACUUGUGGACGAGGAGUCCACCGCUGCAAUACGGGACUCCGAACUUGUGGAAGAGGAGUCCACCGCUGCGGUAUGGGACUCCGAACUUGUGGACGAGGAGUCCACCGCUGCAAUACGGGACUCCGAACUUGUGGAAGAGGAGUCCACCGCUGCGGUAUGGGACUCCGAACUUGUGGACGAGGAGUCCACCGCUGCAAUACGGGACUCCGAACUUGUGGAAGAGGAGUCCACCACUGUGGUACUGGACUGUGAACUUGUAGAAGAGGAGUCUACCACUGUGGUUCUGGAUUCAGAACUCCAGGGACAAGCUGGCAUCAGUCAGAGAGCUGCCGAGAACAUCAAAAGGCCUUCUUUCUGGAAAAGAUUCCGUCACUUCCUUGGUUUAAGGAAGAGAAAGAAGAAGAUGCCAAAGGAAGAUUCCACAUCCGUCACUGAGUUCAACACCUGAGUGCUGGUGCUCAGGGGUUGGAGCUCAUUAUCAGUGGAAUGCUGAACUUAAAAUUUAACUUACAACCUUUAAAAAAACCUUUUAAAAAAAAAACCUAAAAAU
Molecule: messenger RNA, 2174 nt
Organism: Thunnus maccoyii (southern bluefin tuna)
Lineage: Eukaryota; Metazoa; Chordata; Actinopteri; Scombriformes; Scombridae
Product: centrosomal protein of 128 kDa-like
Exons: 2
Coding region: 618-2072 (484 amino acids)
Source: RefSeq, a predicted model, not a curated record